This is a messenger RNA of Centropristis striata (black sea bass), 8510 nucleotides long. RefSeq names its product fibronectin type III domain containing 3Ba (gene fndc3ba). The transcript has 27 exons. The record is from RefSeq and is a predicted model, not a curated record. Gene Ontology annotation, molecular function: protein binding. NCBI's taxonomy places the organism in Eukaryota, Metazoa, Chordata, Actinopteri, Perciformes, Serranidae. The coding region runs from base 366 to 3998 and encodes 1210 amino acids.
UUAAAAAAGUUUUAGAAGUGCGUGUCUGUGAAUGUGUGUGUGAGUUUGGAGAGCUGAGCGCUGACGCCGGCAGUCUGGGCCACUUGGCCAGCGCAAAGGAAAAAGGAAAACUGCUUCGCUGCUGCUGCGGAGGGGGGUGAAUCGAAACUUUUGGGGCAAAAAUUCCCCGUUUAUUCAGAAACAACAAGUUAAAAGCUAAACAGCGGCGGAUUGUCGCGUUACUUCUCCACACUAGUCGAGUGAACGUAUCGGACUGGAAGUCUUUGCUCUUUGUGGUCCCCGAUUUCUCAGCUUUCACGAAAGAAUGUGUUUUUGUCUCCGAGGACUUCAGAUGGAGUAGGGCAGUUCAGUGAAUUUCUCCAUGAAUGUACGUCACAAUGAUGAUGACAGACCAGAUUCCACUGGACUUGGCUCCGCCCCCCCUCCUGAACGGGGAGGUGCCUCUCAUGCCUCACAUGGUUAACGGCGACGCAGCACAACAGGUGAUCCUGGUGCAGGUGAACCCGGGGGAGACGUUUACCAUCCGGGCAGAGGACGGCUCACUGCAAUGCAUCCAGGGUCCUGCUGAGGUUCCCAUGAUGUCCCCAAAUGGGUCAAUCCCCCCCAUCCACGUCCCCCCAGGAUACAUCUCACAGGUGCUGGAGGACACCACAGGGGUCCGCCGGGUGGUGGUGACCCCCCAGUCUCCAGAAUGCUACCCUCCCUCCUACUCCCCGGCUCUCUCUCCCACACACCACCUGCCCCCCUACCUGGCUCACCCUCACUUCAUCCCCAACUCUCACUCUUUUUACCCCCCAGUCAGCCCUGGGGAGCUGCCCCCCCACCAGUACUACCAGCACCACCUUCCCCCCAUGUACGGCGAUCCAGAAAUCAUCCCAGUUUAUGGGAUGUCGAGCUACAUAGGCAGAGAAGAGACGUACAGUAAGCCACAGCCCAAAAAGAUGAAGGAGAGACUAGAGCGACAGAACCGACUCAACUCUCCUCCCUCCACUCUGUAUAAGGGCAGCCUGGGGCCAGCACACAACGGAUACAGCAACAAAUCACACGCCCCAUCGCUCGGGUCGGUGGGGUCAGGGGGCGGACUCGGCAGUCCAGGAGGGAAGAAGCCAGAAAGACGACUCCGAAGCAGUCCACGAAACAGUGAACCAGAGACACACACACAAGAUCAUGACUCAGAGGGAAAGAGAGUUCAAGACAUGCUGUCUACAAUCGACAAACCACAGGUGUCUAAUGUGCAGGCGCGGGCUGCACGACUCUCCUGGGCCCCCCCGGCAGGCCUGGUGAACAGGCAUAGUAACGGGAUGCCUGUGUCCUGCUCCUACGAGGUCUCUCUCUCAGAUAAGGGACGAGACGGAAAGUAUCGCCCUAUAUACAGUGGCGAAGAACUGGAGUAUCAUCUGAAAGACCUAAGGCCAGCGACAGACUACCACGUACGGGUGUCGGCAAUGUACAACUCGGUUCGAGGCUCGUGUUCAGAAGCCGGCUCGUUCACCACACACUGCAGCGUCCCCGACGUCCCGUUAACCCCGAAACUCUCCCACCGCACCAAGAGCACCCUCACCUUACAGUGGAAGCCCCCAGGCGACAACGGAUCCAAAAUCACAAACUACCUGCUCGAGUGGGAUGAGGGAAAGAAGAACAGUGUUUUCAGAGAAUGUUACUUUGGGAGCCAGAGACACUGUAAGCUGACGCGGCUGUUCCCCGCCUGUGGCUACACGUUCAGAGUGGCUGCACACAACGAUAUUGGCACAAGUGGCUUCAGCACAGAGGUGGUGUUUUACACCAUGGGCACCCUGCCCGCUCUGCCUCUGGCCCCGCGGCUGGUCAGGGCGGGGGUGUCCUGGGUGACCCUGGAGUGGGGGCGUCCUGAGGGCAGUCCGAGCGAGGAGCAGCUCAAAUACACACUCGAGAUCCAGGAGGACAACAGCGGAACAGACUUUCAUCCUAAGUACACUGGAGAAAACUUGACCUGUACUGUACAAGGCCUGAAGAGGAGUACACAGUAUAAAUUCAGGCUCAUAGCAUCAAACGUGGAGGGAAAAAGUAGUCCCAGUGAAGUGUUGGUGUGCACCACCAAUCCAGACAAACCAGGCCCUCCAUCUACACCCUGUGUCACUGCAGCGACACCCUACGGAUUUACCGUCACAUGGGAUCCUCCCCAGGACAACGGGGGCUCAGAGACUCUCACGUAUCUGCUAGAGAUCUCAGAGGGAUGCUCUGAAGCGAGUCAGUGGGAGGUAGCAUACAGUGGUCCAGCAACAGAAUGUGCGUGUGAGCGCCUGACCCCCGGGACCGUCUACCGCCUCCGUGUUUGUAGCAUCACCACCGGAGGACACAGCCCGUGCACUGUUAGUGUUCCGGUCCGUACAUUAAGCGUCCCACCAGGACCUUGCCAGCCGCCAAGGAUUGUGGGUAAAGCCAAACACAAGGAAGUGCAGUUAGAAUGGGACCCCCCUGUGUCUGAGGGAGUGUGUGAGGAGUGUGUGUUCAGUCUGGAGAUGAGGGAGGGGGACACCAAGCCAGCCGAGGUCUACCAUGGGUCGGAGCUGCAGUGCACCGUGGGCAGUCUGCUCCCUGGUGCCACAUACAGCUUCCAACUGCGGGCUGCCAACGAGGCUGGGUUCGGAGUGUACUCUGAGCCGACAGAGGUGACGACUGCAGCGGGUCCUCCUGGCCAGUGCGGGGCGCCACUCAUCACUCUCACCAGCAACACCUGCGUAACGCUCAACUGGGAGAGUCCUGAGGGAUCAGGUACAGACAUCUCUGAGUAUCGUUUGGAGUGGGCGAGAGAAGACGAACCCAUGGAGCUCAUCUACUGUGGAGCUGCCACACAGUGUGAACUGUCUGAUCUGACGCCUGCCACAGAUUUCUGCUGCAGGCUACAGGCGGUGAAUCAGGCAGGCGCUGGUCCUUACAGCGAGCAGGUGAGUUUCCGGACCCCGGCGACGAAUCCCGACCCGGUUUCCGCCCUGACCCUCCUGGAUCUCCCGACGUCCUCGGAGUCAGGUCACUCCCCGUCUACCUGCCUCCUCCUGAAGUGGGACGAGCCCAACAGCAACGGGGCGGAGAUCACCUCCUACGUCAUCACCCUGGACGACCAAACCAUCACUGUGGAAUCAGGAACGAGUCACUUGGUCUCGGGCCUGCAGCCAGACAGCGAGUACAGUGUACACAUCCAGGCGGUGAAUGCCAUCGGCUCCAGUCCCUUGAGUUCAGCCCUGCAGGCAAGGACACGCCCCCUCCCUCCAGCCCCGCCCCCUCUCGAAUGCUCAGCGGCUGGCCCUCAGAGCCUCAAGCUGAAGUGGGGAGAGAACGCCAGCAACACACACACCCGCGCCCUGCUCACCGAUGACAUGGUGUACACACUACAGAUGGAGGACAAGAAUCACAGGUUUGUGACCAUCUACCGCGGCCCCAGCCACACCUACAAGGUCCAGCGAUUGACUGAGUCCAGCAGCUACAGCUUCAGAAUACAGGCUAUCAGCGAUGCUGGAGAGGGUCCUUUCUCUGACACACACACCUUCUGCACCACCAAGUCCGUACCCCCUGCUCUGAAAGCUCCCAGAGUGCACCAGCUGGAGGGGAACAUGUGCGAGAUCACAUGGGAGACUAUCGCACCAAUGAGAGGAGAUCCUGUGAGCUACGUGCUCCAGGUGCUGGUGGGACGCGAGUCAGAAUACAAACAGGUUUUUAAGGGAGAGGAGGGCGUGUUCCACAUCUCUGGUCUCCAGGGCAACACAGACUAUCGUUUCCGUGUGGGCGCCUGCCGCCGUUGCCAGGAUUCGUGCCAGGAACUGUGCGGACCACUGAGCCCCUCCUCCUUGUUCACGCUGCGUCGCCAGGAGUCGGCGUCAUCGGGAGAGCUGUGCGCCGUGGAGUCGGGCAAAGGGGCGGGCCUGAUCUCCAGCGACGAGCGCUUUGCGGCACUCAUCGUGUGCGUGUUCGCGGGCUUCUCCAUCCUCAUCGCCUGCUUGCUACAGUACUUCUUUAUGAAGUGAGGGAAUUUUAACUAUAGGAUAGAAAGAGAAAGCAAAAUCACAGAGAAACUUUAAAAAAACGUCUAUGAAAGAACCGAAUGAAAUCAAAACAAACACUUGAGAUGUACUUCUAAGGCUAUGUAUGUGUUUUUUUAGUCAAAGUAUCGAUUCUGGCUUUCCUCACCUUGUCGUCCUCUGCGUUCACUCAGUUCGGUCUCAUUACUCUCUACAUCUCUGUUGUCUUUGUAUCAUCGUCUGUCUCAUUUGUUAAGGAUUUCUGUCGAGGGAAGCCUUGUCUUAGCUGUACCUCGGUUGGGAAAGAAAACUGAUAAUCAAGCCUUAAAAUAGCUGUGAGCAAAGCAGUUGCUCCUCAGACUGACUUGCAUGUUUUAUUUUGUAUCUUUUUAAAACAUAUUUGAUUAGAGAACGUGUAUAUUUCUUGACGGUCAUUGCCUUACUUUUUUUGUUUUUUUUUCAAUGUGUAAUUUGCUUUUUUUUUCUUUUGCUGCAGUCUUUAUUCAUUUCAGCCAUAUUCCAAUGUAGGCCUACAAAGCUUUAGCCGGUCAUACCUUAUUAUUUGGUUUGUUACAACUCUACAGACUGUCAGUCGACUCAUGCAAUCUGCACCUGCUCUCACACGCACACGGACUGACUGACAAAGACUUUCGUACACAUACACGCACGCACACACGUACAAUCACACUCAUGCAAUGACAGCGAGAAACGCACAUUUCCUCCUAAGAAGUCAAUCGCAUAUCUGCUCAGCUUUUAACAUUCAAUCACUCACUCAUUCAGCUACCAAAGUGAUGCAAUCCAUGUGUGGUGUAAGAUGCUGCUAUCCUGUGAUUUUAUUAUAUCUAAGAAAGAAUGGAAAACCAGUAAUCUAAUAUAUAUACACACAAUAUAAAUAUAUAUUAUAACAAAUAUCUAUGAUGCUAUAAAAAGUGAUGUAAUAUAAGUGAUGGCAAUGUAAGGUCUGAAGUACAGUGUGAAGGGGGAGGAGAUGAAUCUAGGUGCUCGCAAACAGCAGCUCUGAGGUCAGUUCAGCAGCUCGAAGGAGCCCUUAAACACUGGUCUUGGAUCAGAAUAUGAACCCUCGUAGGUAAUCGAAUGUUGGGCGUAAACUGGCUCUAGCGUUUAGGAAGCCGGGCUGGGAUUGUGUUUGGCUGCAACUUAACAGGAACGGGCUGAUGAGAGCAUUUGAUUGGCCCUCGCUCAGUCCUUUCCAUAUUCUACCAUCUCAAGUACCAUUGCUCCAGCCUAAGUAUCUGUAGCUUUAGUAGCGAUAUGCCCGUUAGACCCAGAGGUGCUAACAGCCUGCCAGCAAGCUUCUCGCGCUUCUCAGAGCUCCGUGUGUUAACCAGGAAAGCCAUUAGGAGUUAGCUUGAGCUUUAUUCCCCCCCUUCCCCUCCUGAAAUUUAGCCCGUCGCCAGCCAGAGCAGUGCUGAAGCUGUAGUUUCUCCUUCCAGCUAGUCUGUGAAUCGAUACAUUUGAAGACUCUUCUCCUCUUCUCUCCUCCUCUGCCCAUAAUUAUCUGUAAUUACCUUUUGCUCUGGCUGCUCUUCUCUUGCUUUCGAUCCAUCCCAUCUUUCUGCCAAUGCACUACUCUCUCUCUCUCUCUCUCUCUCUCUCUCUCUCUCUCUCUCUCUCUCUCUCUCUCUCUCUCUCUCUCUCUCUCUCUCUCUCUCUCUCUCUCUCUCUCUCUCUCUCUCUCUCUCUCUCUCUCUCUCUCUCUCUCUCUCUCUCUAUUAAAAGGUGCUUUAUUGACAUGUAAUCAGAGCAGUAGCAAGUCUGUGGUCUCUCCUCAGACGGAUAUGUUCUCUGGGGACUUGAACUAAUGUUCACUAACCAAACAAGCCUUUGACAGAACACAACUCAACAGAACAGGGCAUUCUGACACACGUUAACGCCCCCCGCCCCCCCCGACUCACUCCUGAACCCCUUUUUAAUCCCAACCUGAAAAACAAAGCCAAGGUACAGCCCACUACAUACUCUAAUGAUCCAAAGAAGUCACCCUGACCUGCUUGAUUAAUGUGUGACAUGUCUAUUUUUCGUCAGGUGGGGUGCAGGGGGAAGAAGGAUUGGGUGGGGAAGGGGGGGUUAUGGAAGAGCAGCGUGGGCAGUCGCCUCGCCGCUCCGCUCUGAUUGGCAGCCUGUAACGUACCUCAGGGAUAAGGCCUUACAGAGGGGAGAUCUAAUCCUGUCAUCCCCAUCGCUGUCAUCAUCGUCAUCAUAUUAGCCUCUCUUCCUCCAUUUCUCUGUCUUCCUCUCUCCCCCCCCCCCCCCUCUCUCUAUCUAUCUCUCUCUCCCUCUUUCAUUUUUUGAUGCUGUAUCUUGUCCUCUGUCGAUGCUGUGCCUUGCUCCUGUAUGUGUCAGUAAGCAAAGUGGUUUACUAGCUCAAAAUACCUUUGCCAAAGUUGAUGGGAAAGUUAAGGUAGAGUUCUUUUCUAGGUUUUAUUUAUACUAUAUAUUUGCAUACAGUACUUUACAUGCCAAUUACAGUGCAAUCUUCAUUUAUUUAUUGUUUAAAGAUUAAGAGACAAGUGUAGUUAUAUACUAAUUUUUUUCCUUGUAGCAUGUUUUUUUUUCUUUUUUUUUUUUUAAUGGAUGUAUGUUAGAUUGUAUGAUUAAGGCCAGCAUUCCUUAUCUCAGUAACCCUUUAAGUAUUUCUCUUACAGCUGUUGGGAACCUGUAGCUCAUCAGUCCAUGCAUUGCAGUUAUCAUUGCCAUUUCAAACAUGUAACCAAAUGUAUUUUUGUUUUUCAUCUCCUGUUGCGGCCGUGCACAGCCGAGCAGUUCUUGUAAUGCUUAGAGAGACAUGUAGCAAAGCGAGGCCUUAGGGUCAGUUCAAGUCAUCUGUAUUGGGAUAAACGUUGCUGCCUUUGGCUUUUUUUUCCUGAUUAGUGUUAUAAUGAAGCUUCUGAUAUCUUUUUACUGUUUUAUUGCCAAAGCGCAGGCUUCUCGUGUCCACUAGAUGUUGCGUUUGCAGGCGUCUAAAGGGUUCUGUGAUGUUCUUCUGUAACGACACAGCAUUACGAUUAUUAUUAUUGUUAUUAUUAUUCUCUCAAAAGGAAAAAAAAACAUUAACUUGAUCUGUGAUUAUGCUUCUUUUCAUAUUAUCUUUUAUUAAUUUUGUUUUGUAAAGCAAAAUGUGCCAUUUUGAAAUGUGUAGCCCCGUUUGGAGGAGAGUUUUUAACACAACCUGAAUUCACACUGAAAGGUUAAAAAAUAAAGGCAAAAACAAUCAUACGAUGAUUUCAGGCAGAUGAUGACAAUAAUAAUAUUGACGAUUCCUUGUUCAGGUUAGUGCUGGUAUAGCAGUAGUUAGUAUUUUGUAUCCAGUAUUUUGCUAAGAGAUGAUAUACAGAGAUAUCUAUAGAGCUAUAGAAUGAGAUGGUAAUACAUUAUGACUAACAGAGUUGAAGCACUUUUUUUAUGCCGAGCAUUAGUCUUGAUGAGGUUAAUAUGAGCGAGAGGAGACACGAGGUCCAUCGCUCUGUUCCAAACACUACUGCCAACCGCCGUCUGUUACAUUCAUUGGCAUUAUUGUGUCGUUGGCGUCACUGUGACAUUGCAUUACUGGAGCACGGUUCUGUUCUGCUUCUCAAAAGGGCACCCUGCUCCCCGCAGAUGCAAACUAACGGCAACAGAGAAGGUUCAUAUAGGGAACGUGGUUGCUUUCUCAGACGUGCUCGUGGUGUGUCUACAUAGCCUGUGACAUUGUAGUCGACAGGUAAUAUGUGAGGUGUCCUGUCCUUAACCCCCCCCCCCCCCCCCCCCGAUGUUAUGUUGCCCACCCACAGCCCCCGAUUCCCCCUUUUGAAGCCUUAACGCCCCAAUGGGAGAGCAGAGGUGUUUGGCCGAGCUCAGGCCAGUCAUGUUAGUGUUGUAAAGUUAACACGGUGUUAACUGAGAGGCUGUGUUUUUGUGGGCAGGGUACUCCCUUUAUGUGCUUUUGUUGUUUUUUUGUUUUUUUUUGGUUAUUUUCAAAUGCUGGUAAUUUUAUAGACACCCCGCCCCUCCCCCGCCCACCCUGCAGGUCCUGCACAUUUGGCGGGAAUGUCAAGAAUGAGAGACAUUUUUUUUUCUCCCCAGCAACACCCACGUCUGUGCCUUCUGAUCAUUUUAUUUUUUUCUUUAUAAUUUUUUUUAUUUUUAUGUUUUGUACGUUUUACAGUAAGUAGAGAAUUUUGACUGAGAAUUUGGCGAUUUGACAAACGUACAGAGACUCACAGGUAUUUAACUAUUUUUUAAGCAAGACAAAAAAAGAAACAUAUUUUUACCUCACGAUUUAAAAACAAACAUUCCAAUGUUGUCAUGGUCUACGAAUUGAGAAAAAAAAAGAAAUUCAUGCAUUUCUUCUUGUAUUGUAAAUGUUAGACAAUUUCAUAUGCAUUAUAUAAAAGAAACUGCCAUAUCAAUUUUAAUGUAUAGAUUUUUGCAAAUACUACCCUAUGUAUGUAAGACGUAACUGUAUCGGUAGCGUAUAUAUAAUAUAUUUAUGCCCAAUAAAUGUUUUGAUUUUUUUUCUGA